Molecule: messenger RNA, 2286 nt
Organism: Capsicum annuum
Lineage: Eukaryota; Viridiplantae; Streptophyta; Magnoliopsida; Solanales; Solanaceae
Product: flowering locus K homology domain
Exons: 11
Coding region: 193-1545 (450 amino acids)
Biological process (GO): regulation of gene expression
Cellular component (GO): cytoplasm; nucleus
Molecular function (GO): mRNA binding
Source: RefSeq, a predicted model, not a curated record
AUAACUUAAAACCAAAUUGAUCAUCUUUUGAAAUGUGUUAAGGACUAUUUUUCACAAUAUCUAUACAUUGUGAACCAAAUGAAACCCAUUUUGAUCACUUUCUCAAACCGAACCCUUUAACAAAACAACUUUGUCAUACGUUAAUCUUCUUUCACAUCUCCCUCCCAUCUUUCUUCACUCUCUUCCUCUCUAAUGUCUCAUUCUCACCAAAUUGAACCCUCCCUGAACCCUAACCCUCGUCCUCCCGGAGCUCCUCCGCCAUCUUCGGCUGCCGCCGUUGUUCCCCGACCGUCCGAUGAAGAUCUCAAUCGUUCCGCCACCGCUAAACGUUCACGGGAGGAAUACGCUUCCGCCGCCACGGAGGAAGCUGGUUUAUCUGGGGACGAUGUUCCACGGUCGAAGAAGAGGGUUAAGGUUGGACAAGAUGUAGUGUACCGCAUAGUUGUGCCGUCGAGACAGAUCGGGAAAGUUAUUGGUAAAGGAGGACAUCGUAUACAGAAGAUUCGUGAAGAAACUAAAGCUACCGUCAAAGUUGCUGAUGCUAUCGCUCGUCAUGAAGAGCGAGUGAUUAUCAUUAGCUCCAAAGACAAUGAAGAAAUGUUUAGUGACGCGGAGAAUGCCCUUCAUCAAAUCGUGUCACUUAUUUUGAAGGAUGAUGAUGGCAACCUUGACGCACAGAAAGUUGGUGCUGGACAUGUGGCAGCAAACACAGUAAGGUUCUUGAUUGCUGGCUCUCAAGCAGGUGGUUUGAUAGGAAUGUCUGGUCAAAAUAUUGAAACUUUGAGAAAUUCUUCUGGAGCUACUAUCUCAGUUCUUGCUCAACACCAGUUGCCUUUGUGUGCAUCUGCUCAUGAGUCUGAUCGUGUAGUACAGGUAUUAGGAGACGUUCCUUCCGUUUUGAGAGCUGUGGUAGAAAUUGGCUGUCAACUGAGGGAUAACCCCGCUAAACAAGUAAUUUCGAUCAGCCCGACAUACAAUCUUGGUUUUUCUCGCGCACCUCACCCACAUGUGGAUCCAUCAUCAGCUGAAUAUGUAAAUAUAACAAUGUUAGUUCCCGAAUCAUUAGCUGGGGGGUUGAUUGGGAGGUGCGGCUCGAAUAUUUCAAGGAUCCGUGCAGAGUCUGGAGCGACGAUUAAGGUACAUGGUGGGAAAGGUGAGCAGAAACAAAGACAAGUCCAUCUUGGUGGUAGUGCACAACAGGUCGCCCUUGCAAAGCAAAGAGUUGAUGAAUAUGUCUAUUCCCAGUUGAUGUUACAAGCUGGUGGUGAGCAGCUACAGGAUACAAUGCAGCUCCAACAGUCCAUGCAGCUCCAGCAGUCAAUGCAGCUGCAACAGUCAAUGCAGUUGCAACAGUCAUUGCAGCUGCAACAACAUAUGCCCGACACGUCGGCUACUCAUUUGCCAGGAUAUAGUCAUGGACAUGGACUUUAUAUGAACAGUAACCAGGAAGCUCAAAUGAUGACAUCAUACCAACAAGCAUACACAUCAACCACCCCUCAAGCAGCUGCUUACUAUGGUCAGUCUUAUCAAGCUCCACAAAGGUAGAGGCAAAAGGGGGGUCUACUUGGUAACAGCUUUUCAAUCAGAUGAUUGAUAUACACAAUGUUGACUAUUUCAUGUUGUGUCAUUAUUUGGAUUUCUGAUAUAAGCAUUGGAGAUGGUUGGUUUCAGCCAGGAUGUCUCUUGUUGAUGUUGCGACAUAGUUUGCAUGAGAUCACUUAAUUCGUGGGAUAUUGAUGGAAACGUUAAUGCUUAAACUUUUGUGAUCAUUGAAUCUAGUAUGCGUCUCUGGGAGCAGCAGAUCUACUGAAGGGAGCUUAUAAUAGCAGUUGCAUUGAAGAACAGAAACAGGGAUGCGAGUAUGCAUGCACAUCAGACGCAGUCACCUCCGAUUGAACUGAUUACUGAAGAACUUUUUUUAAUAAAAAACAUUUUGUGCGAAUGAUUUAGAAAUGAGAUGAUCAGGGAUGAUGGAUGAGGGAGGGCCAACAGAGAAGCAGAGCUCGGGACAAGGAGCUUUAGCAGCAAAAAGAUUGGACUAGUUCGUCGGUUCAGUUAUUCCUUUUUUGCGCCAAAACCAUUCAAAUCCUAUUACCCCAUUUGUUGCUUCCUACCCCCUUGCCAUAGAGCUUUCCCUACCCCUAUCUCACCCAGCUCAAUCAUGCAUAUCAUUUCCCCAAACCCGGCAGCAUUGUCUCCGUGUCAGUGUGUACGUCUCUCUGAAGAUACACUCCAUAUUUUUGAUUCAUUUAUCUUUGAUAUUUAUUAGGUAGAAGCUGAUUGACA